AUGGGAAAUCAGAAGCUUAAAUGGACGGCGGAGGAGGAGAACACGUUACUCGCCGGAGUUGAGAAGCACGGUCCCGGAAAGUGGAAGAAUAUUCUCCGGGAUCCUGAAUUCGCUGAUCAGCUCGCUAAUCGCUCCAACAUCGACCUCAAGGAUAAAUGGCGUAAUCUAAGUGUUGCCCCUGGCAUUCAAGGCUCAAAGGAUAAAGUACGGACACCAAAAAUCAAAGCUGCUGCUUUUCAGCUGGCUAUCGAUGCAGCUGCUGCUUUCUUAACUCCAACUCCUAGUGCUAAGUCUUUUCCAGUUGCUCCCCUUCAUCGUAGUAGACCUUCUGAUUUGAGCAUUGAUGAAACUGCACUUGAUGCAAAGAAUGCUCCCAGGUAUGAUGGAAUGAUAUUCGAAGCUCUUUCAGCCUUGGCUGAUGAUAAUGGAUCUGAUGUCGGUGCCAUUUUCAACUUCAUUGAGCAGCAAAGACAUGAAGUGCCACCUAAUUUUAGAAGGAUCCUUAGUUCAAGAUUGAGGAGGCUUGCUGCUCAGAACAAACUUGUAAAGACACAGAACUUCUAUAAGAUGAAUGAUAAUAGCUUGGGAAUAAGAACACCACUUGCAGUGAGACCAAAAGAGAUCAAUGUGAAGCCCCGGCAGACAAGCAGUCAAGGAGCCGGUGUUUCACUGGAGAGGGUUAGCGAAGCUUCAGUAACCGCAGCUUAUAAGCUCGUGGAGGUAGAGAACAAAUUAGAUGUGGUCAAAGGAGCUGUAGAAGAGAUAGAUAGGAUGACAAAACUGGCAGAUCAAGCUGACUUAAUUCUACUGUUAGCGAAAGAGCUUCACGAAGAAUGUUCUGAGGGAAUGAUUGUGGAAUUGCCUUGA
Messenger RNA from Arabis nemorensis, 867 nucleotides. Lineage: Eukaryota; Viridiplantae; Streptophyta; Magnoliopsida; Brassicales; Brassicaceae. The record is from the annotation of a GenBank genome assembly.